This is a messenger RNA of Cricetulus griseus (Chinese hamster), 1582 nucleotides long. The record is from RefSeq and is a predicted model, not a curated record. Lineage: Eukaryota; Metazoa; Chordata; Mammalia; Rodentia; Cricetidae.
CGCGCUCCGGGGCUCUCGGGCGUCGCCGUCACCCUCGCGAAGCCCCCACCCAGGUCUCAGCGGACUUUAGGGAGAAGUGAGUCUGGACCUCGUGACCCGGCCGUCCUGGGUGUUUGCUCAGAUUCCGCUCGGCCGCCUCAUGGCAGCGCUGAGCUCGCUGCUGCUGGCCGCGCUGCUGUGGGCCCCUGCCGAGGCCCUGAGCUGCUAUGGAGACUCCGGGCAGCCUGUGGACUGGUUCGUGGUAUACAAGCUGCCAGCUCACAGCGGGUCUGGAGAUAGUUCGGGGAAGGGUUUGAAGUAUAAAUACAUGGACCAGAGCUCCGAGGGUUGGCGCGACGGCGUGGGGUACAUCAACAGCUCAGAGGGAGCCGUGGGCCGCAGCCUGCUGCCGUUGUACCGGGACAACUCCAGCCAGCUGGCCUUCCUACUCUACAACGACCAGCCUCCUAAAUCCAGCUCAGCUCCGGACUCUUCCAGCCGUGGGCAUACAAAGGGUGUUCUGCUCCUGGACCAAGAAGGGGGUUUCUGGCUGAUCCACAGUGUGCCACGCUUCCCACCGCCUGUGUCCUCUGGUGCAUACAGCUGGCCUCCUAAUGCUCACACCUAUGGGCAGACCCUACUCUGCGUGUCCUUUCCCUUCGCCCAGUUUCUCAAGAUUGGCAGGCAGCUAACCUAUACCUAUCCCCUGGUCUAUGACUACAAGCUGGAAGGCAUUUUUGCCCAGAAAUUACCUGACCUACAAGAGGUGAUCAAGGGUCACCAUGCCCUCCAUGAGCCCUGGAAUAGUAGUGUAAUACUCACUUCACAAGCUGGGGCCACCUUCCAGAGCUUUGCCAAAUUUGGAAAAUAUGGAGAUGACCUGUACUCCGGCUGGUUGGCAGCAGUCCUUGACACCAACCUACAGGUCCAAUUCUGGCCAAAUUCUCCAGGCACCCUGCAUUCCAACUGCUCUGGGACCCAUCAGAUUCUUAAUGUGAAUCAGAUAGGCUUCCCUGGCCCAUCUGGGCCAACUUUUAAUGCCACAGAAGACCACUCCAAAUGGUGUGUGGCCCCUCAAGGGCCCUGGGCCUGUGUGGGUGACAUGAAUCGGAACAAAGGAGAAAUGCACCGAGGUGGGGGCACUCUGUGUACCCAGAUGCCUUCCCUUUGGAAGGCCUUGCAGUCUCUGGUGAAGGCCUGGGAGCCCUGUAAAGAGCCCAGAGAGCAAAAAACUAAGACUGCGGGAAUAGCUGUGCAUGGUGGUGCACACCUUUAAUCUCAGGCCCUUCCUAACUGGAGACCUUAGUAGUGCCUGGAACUCAGAGAUCCAAGCCAGCCUGAUCUACAAAGUGAGUUCCAGGGAGACCAGGGCUACACAGAGAAUAUGUGUAUCAAACCUCCUCCACACACAAAUAAAAGGGGGUUGGUGUUGUUGGGUUGAAUCCCAGGGCUUACCACAAAGCACCAUGCUGCUCUGGCUGUGAAUUCAAGUACCAGUUCAGCCCCUCCCUAACUGGAGACCUUAGUAGUGCCUUAACCUCCUUGGCUGUCCAGUGAUCUGCAGCACAACAGAGGCUGUUAAUAAAAGGAACUCUGUACAUGA